Molecule: messenger RNA, 4256 nt
Organism: Amoebophrya sp. A120
Lineage: Eukaryota; Dinophyceae; Syndiniales; Amoebophryaceae
Source: the annotation of a GenBank genome assembly
GGCACUAGCGCUAGCCUCGUCUUUUGAAUCAGAGUUGGAGUCGUGUCUUCUAUGCGAUCAUCGACAGUAGUUUUGGCUUUUCUUUCUGAAUCUGUAUCGCGACUACAAAAAUCGAAAUGUCUCUUUUCCCCGCACCUCGUUGCGUGACGACCGCAGGCACACCGACAAGCAGCACCCUCCACGCCGCGCCACCUGGUGCUUCGAACCAGCCCUCCCGGUGCGCCAGCGUCUCCACGCAACGGCCGACUUCCGGAGUCGUAAGCCAAUUUGCGUCUGGCCAGUCCAGGAGCACCACGCCGAUUCUCAGUACUACGACCACGCCGAGUAUGCAAUACAAACUAUUUCGAUUUCCUGUAGUACAUGUACAAAAUGCAUCACAAAUUUCACCAACUUGGAGCAUGCCGCUAGUCAUGCUGACUAGAAUUAUUACAACAAAAUCUUGUCAUGCAGGGACCGCAUUAUUUGUUUUUGUACAUGUUUGUACAGGAAAUUUACUGUGGAUACCGAUCCAGCUGUACCAGACGAGGAGCCCGCUGUUGGUGGCGAGGGAGCAUGUCGGUAACGGAAUCGCCGGAGGAGGCAGCAGCAGCAGCAGUUCCAGUCAUGCCGGAGGAGCGAGGGUAUUCUCAUACGAAGAAGAUAAAUCAUCGUUUGUCGUGCUAUGAAAAAAAUGAUAGAUCAAGGUAGUGAGAGUGACGCAGAUCAUAAAGUAAACCUCUCUUCAUCCCUUUCUGAAUCUGAUUCUGCAUGACAGAUUCACCACAAAAAAAAAAAAACCAGCUCCACUCUGCUACCCUGUACCAGAACACGUCUGCGUCCGCGAUGACUUCUACUACAGUAGGAGGCCACGGGGCAACAGCAGGCACCUCCUUGCAGCAACCACCUGGCGCUGGAGGUGUGUCUGUGAAAAUCCCCUAUCCUGUGCAAAAGUAUCGCACUCGUAUUGCAAUCAUGCAUUACAAAUCUUUUUCUCAAGGUAAAUUCGCAGUACAAAUUUUAUUUCUCAUGCUGAGGAAAUUUGUAAUGCAUUUAUACGAAUACGAUACUUUUGCAGUUCAUAUCCCCACCCCGACUACCACGACGCAGCCACGGUUGCUCGGAACUACAACUCCUGCCAUCAACGUGGUUCCGUUUGCGGCCACAAGCGCGACUGCUGGAGGACUGGCCGGACACCCGAUUGGCACUGCAGGGGCAGGGGCAGGGGCUGGUGGUACUAUUACAUCAACCACUUCGAGUUUAAACUUCCAACCGGGAGCGCUUGUUUCUGCUGCUCUGGGAGGUGGUGCUGGUACAACUAACAACUACCUGACGACCGGUGGAGGUGUAGUUCCCCGUAGCACAACAAACUCUGCUAGUUCAUCCUCUGCUUCCCGCCAGCUGCAACCGAAGAUGAAUAAGCAGGAACGACAGAAACUUCGGGAGCAAAAUUGGUGGUGGAUGGAGCAGGUGAAAACCAAAUCGACGACAAACAGCAAUGAAGAUCACGGGCCUGCUGCUUUUCCUGAUUCAUCUGGGUUCCAGCAGCAUCAGCAGCCGCAAAUACUAGCCGACACAUCGUCUAGUUGUACUUCCGCAACAUCUGGCGUGAACCACUUCGCCUUGGCCCAGCUGAAGAACAUCGGUGCUAUGGUGGAGAAGGCCAGUUCCCUGGUGAUCCAACAGAGUGCGCAAAUCUUACAAAAACAAGAAGUCCUGUAUCCACCGUUGAAUGAGAAAGACCAUGAUUCAUCUGUGGUGAGUCAACUGAAGCGCGACUCGCAGUCUUCUGGGGACGGAGAUGAAAACACCAGUUCUAGGACGACGGAUCAGGUUCUCGAUCAGGAGCAAAGAAGAAACAGCGGAAGUUCUAGCUUCUCGACAGGAAUGACAAACAACAACUCGAAAGCGCUGCUGCAGUUGCCAACAAAGAUCCCCAGUCCGCUGAAGCAACGGCCGAGGAACAACUCGAACGCACACAGUCUGAUGUUUCAGCCGAAACAGCGAACAAGAGCCAACACGGCGGAUAGUGACGAGUUGAAGCCGAGCAAGCUGCGGACGCCCAGGGUAGAAGUGAGGAAGAAUGUGCUGAAUGGAGGCGGUGGAACCAGCAAGCAGGGUCAAAAUACCACUGGUUUGCAGUCCAAGUCAACCACAGUGGAGGAGGAUAGUGCUACUGCUACUGCUGCUGGUUACAAGAACAUCCAGACGUCGUCGCUCCACAGCGCCAGCAACAGCGUCUCCAUCAGCCUUGUGGAGCCCCCGAUGCACAAUAGCAUUGCAAGUUCCUGUGGACCUUCAAACAACAGCAGUCUCGUAUGAAGUGCAAACGCAUCGUACUAGUAUAAAUCGCAAUACAAAUAAUUAGCUCAGCAUUACAAAUUAAGUUUCUAAAUGCGGAUUUACCUUAACAAGUGGAUUUGUGAUGCAUAAGUGCGAUUACUACGAGUACGAUACUUUCGCACAGGAUACCUCGUUGGAGCGAGUAAUUCCAUGCACACGAGAUUCGGGAAUCGCUUCACACCAGCGAAUCUCAGCACUGCUACAAAUUCCUCGAGUUUCGGUGUGGUUGGGCAGCUGCCAACUGGUCUUUCCGCCGAUGCAGCAGGAGGCGGCGCUGCAUCUUCGAUCGGUACAACAGAACAUCAAUAUAAUUCCGUCCUGCAGAACCAGCAUGAGAAACUGCAAGAAAAAUACAACCAACUGAAACAGCUCGCUUUCUCGCGGAAAAGGGAAUUGAAAGAACAGAAAAAGAAGUUCGAAUCCUUUUCCAACUGGCGUCUGGUGAUUACUCGAGACAAGGAUAUCUCCUCCAGAUUCGGAUUGGGCAGUACGAACGAAAUCGAACAGGAGGGCGGCGUGCGGAUUGAGACGAGCAAGCACGUUCUGGUGCUGAGUACUUCUUCUUCUUCUUGCUCGAAAAGUGGUGCGGGAGCAGCUGGAAAUAAUGCGAGAAGCAGAAACAGUGCGGGAAGCAAGAAGCAGCUGCUGAUUGUACAGCGGUGAAGAUGAGACCGGACUUCUGAAUUAUUCUCGAAAUAACUACUUACGCCUGCUCGUGGCACAACACGAUCUUCGAAGAACUUCAUCAGGCCCACCAGCACGUCCGCCCAAUUUCUUGUGUGUAAUAAGAUAGCCGCUUCCUCCAACUGAGCUUGAAUAACCACCCCUGCACUUCUCCAAUUUAUGGAUAUGGACUGACUGCUGCUACUUCUCCUAGGACUACGCGCUAGCUUACAACUUUUACUUUCGAAUGUAACUAUAUCCAGCCUGCACCCAAAAUUUGUAAUCCCACCGACUUUAUUCGUAUUCGUUUCUUUUAGCGUGAAUAAAAAGAUGAAUGUUGCCGAUAUCAGCAAGAACGACCCGCUGCAGAUGAGCCUGAGGCUGACGAGCACGAGAGCUUAAAAAUACUUUACAGUACCAAAACUUCUGUCACCAGAAUUGAAUUCGAAUGCUCGGUAAUCUACUUAUCCCCGCAAAUACACUCCAUCAGUAUGUGUUUUGUCGUAACUCCGCGUUGGCUGUUGUUCUGCAAUACCAGUAUUAUGCUUCCGUACCUCUUUCCAUUCGGUGAAAACAAACCUACAACCAGAUUUCGGUUUUGUGUGGGUCUUCUACCUGUAGUACUUACUUACUGACUUACCCGCACGGCAGAAAAAGAGCCGGCUGCAGACAACAUGAUCGGUUUUGCUUGACAUCAGACAACAUGAUCGGUUUUGCUUGGUGUUGAGUGCUUCUUCUUCCUUGAAAAGUGGGCCUGCUGGGAAGAACAACGCGAGAAACCGAAACAGUACGGGAGACAAGAAGCAACUGCUGAUUGUGCAGAGGUGAAGAUGAGACCCGACUUCUCAAUGCGAAGACUUCUGCGCCGGCCUUCCAAUACUAUAAUACUAGUACUACCUUCCAAUACAAUAAAUACUACGCCUCGCGACAACACCUUCGAACUUUGUCGGGCCCACCACUUCCGUCCAAUUAAUUUCUUGUGUGCAAAUAUAGUCUGCUUCCUCAACCUGAGUUCCACAAACGACAGCCACUGCACUGCACUUAUGCGCUGCCUCUGCUUCUGCAAGAAGUAGAAGAACUACGACUACUUUACAACUUGCGCAUUUAACCGUAUCUAGCCUGUGCCUCGUGAACCCAAAAUUAUUUUAUUUCUCCGACUUUUGUAUUCGUUCCACCGCGAAGAAAAACAAAAAAUAUUGCCCAAUGAUUUGCAGAUGAGCUUGAGUACGUGUACGAGAGCUUUAUACGAAAUUUUCUGCCACCAGAAACAGAAU